AUGGAUGCGUUUGUAACGACAGUAAACGGGGUUUCGUUCACCGAAGCCGCAGAUAUCCCGAAAGCAGACGAUCCGUUUUCUGGUCCUCUCAAAUCCAUCGCGCCCUGGAAUUACACCGUUUUGGCGUGUUUAAUGUUCGUCGUCACGUCUCUCUCGCUGUCGGAAAACUUCACCGUCAUGCUGGUCACCUUCAGGUUUAAACAGCUCCGACAGCCCCUCAAUUACAUCAUCGUUAACCUGUCUAUCGCGGACUUUCUGGUGUCUCUCAUCGGCGGGACCAUAAGUUUUCUCACCAACGCCCACGGAUAUUUCUUUCUGGGAAGCUGGGCUUGUGUGCUGGAGGGAUUCGCGGUGACGUUUUUCGGUAUCGUGGCUCUGUGGUCCCUGGCUAUCCUGGCGUUUGAGCGCUUCUUUGUGAUUUGCCGGCCGCUGAAGAAGGUUCGUCUCGGGGGAAAGCACGCUGCUCUGGGCAUCCUGUUCGUCUGGACCUUCUCCUUUGUCUGGACCAUCCCUCCCGUGCUGGGAUGGAGCAGCUACACCGUCAGCAAGAUCGGAACCACCUGCGAGCCCAACUGGUAUUCCACUGACUACUCUGACCACACCUACAUCAUCACCUUCUUCACCACCUGCUUCAUUCUGCCACUGGCCGUCAUCAUUGGCUCCUAUGCCAAACUCAUGCAGAAACUGAGGAAGGUGUCCAACACACACGGCCGGCUGGGUAAUGCCAGGAAGCCAGACCGUGAGGUGGCACGCAUGGUCAUCGUCAUGAUUGUAGCCUUCAUGGUGGGCUGGACUCCCUAUGCUGCCUUCUCCAUCACUGUCACAGCCUUUCCCACAAUCCACCUGGACCCGCGGCUGGCCGCCAUCCCCGCCUUCUUCUCCAAGACUGCUGCCGUCUACAACCCCAUAAUCUACGUCUUCAUGAACAAGCAGUUCAGGAAGUGCUUGAUCCAGAUGUUCAAAGGGAAUGGCACAGCGUUGGAGUCGACCCUGAAGCAGACGUCUGACCGCGGGGCCGCCACUGCGGAGAGUCAUGUGGGAGAGAUGUCCACCAUUGCUGCCCGAAUCCCUCUGUCCAGCUAUGCAGCUGAGAGGACAGAGGAGGAGUCCAGUGACUUCUGCUCGCCCUCCUCCCCACCUGUCCCUGAAAACAAGAUCUGCCCCAUGUAG
Megalops cyprinoides (Indo-Pacific tarpon) is the source of this 1170-nucleotide messenger RNA. It is a transcript of the gene valopb, whose product is annotated as vertebrate ancient long opsin b. Gene Ontology annotation, biological process: G protein-coupled receptor signaling pathway; visual perception. The record is from RefSeq and is a predicted model, not a curated record. The transcript has 5 exons. Gene Ontology annotation, molecular function: G protein-coupled receptor activity. The coding region runs from base 1 to 1170 and encodes 389 amino acids. Gene Ontology annotation, cellular component: membrane; photoreceptor outer segment. NCBI's taxonomy places the organism in Eukaryota, Metazoa, Chordata, Actinopteri, Elopiformes, Megalopidae.